Molecule: messenger RNA, 3304 nt
Organism: Bombus terrestris (buff-tailed bumblebee)
Lineage: Eukaryota; Metazoa; Arthropoda; Insecta; Hymenoptera; Apidae
Product: ras-related protein Rab-38
Exons: 6
Coding region: 1553-2212 (219 amino acids)
Biological process (GO): vesicle-mediated transport
Cellular component (GO): Golgi apparatus; trans-Golgi network; vesicle
Molecular function (GO): GTP binding; GTPase activity
Source: RefSeq, a predicted model, not a curated record
AAAUCAAUAGAGUUUUUCUGAAUUAACAGCGCGAUUUGCCAAGUAACGAAACGAUGCCCUGUUUGAAAAAUAUGUCGAUGAAAAUACAACGAAAAUACGUGGAAGAAAACGCCGAUAUCGCGAUCUUCUUCGAGUACGUAUCUGCAAGCGCACUUGCGUACCAGAAGCAGAUUAAACGUUAUCAUCCGCUUAGCGAUACGGACUAUGGAUGACAUCGAAACGACGUUAACGUCGCAGUAUUAUAUGUAGUUUAAAUAUAAAUGAGUCGACUUAUCCGUGGCAGCAGAGAAUCCACGCUGUUCCGAAGCGUCUCGAUAAAAUCGGCGUGGGCAGCUCGUCCGGCGACAACCGUGUGCUUACUCUCGUAGCUUUUACUAGUAACGUGUCUCGCAAUUUUUCACGCGACGAUCGACGAAGACUCGAAGUUGUAAUUUGUUCAACAACGAUGGAAUUUCGCACGAAGAUCGCAUAAGGAAAGCGCGAUAAACGGCAUUUCUCAAUUUUCGUUCUUCGCGCCUCUGUUUCUUACGGCAGGCGAUGUUUAAAUUUAGAAUUGCGCCAGCCGGUGCAAAAUACGAAGAUUAGCCGUACGAAUCUUUUUAUUCGCCAUUUAUUCUCUUGCAUUCUUGUCAAGGUAAAAAAGGAAGCUAACCGAAUACGAAAUACGAUGUUGCAACAAUUACCAAAGACUCUUGUUGUAUCGGUGUGACGUUAUCAAAAUAAGAAGCUUAUUAUUAUAUGGACAUUUUGUAGGAGAAGAGGUCUGUUGGACCGUUCGUGGAGAGACGCGAUCGCGAGGAAGCGCGCCAACGGGAGUCGCAAAUUACGAUUACAUAAUCGAUGCCACGAAAUGAUCGGUCCCUUAUUUUGUUUAGGAUAAUAGAGGUGAUUGAACCGAUUAUAACACUGGAGCAACAGAUCACGAUAUACAUCUUAUUCUAACAACUUUGUAAACAUAGAUAGUUACACUCGGUAGGUGUAGAUACAAGUUAAAUAGAUGUCUGAUCUAAGGCUGACAAAGCAAUCAAGAUAUUGACUGGCCAACGUAUGGAAAACUAGUCAAAGGAUGUUGACUGAUCUAAAGAUGACGAAUCAGUGAAGUUCGGUGACAAUGCUAUCGCAGAGGAAAAUUACUGCCGGGUGUUGGUCGCUCUACCACUGGUCGCUUACGUAUGGAAAUGACCGUUGAAUAUGGAAAAAUCCUACCUUCCCAGUUUUUAUUUGAUGGAGCAAUGAUCGUAAGGAACGUGCCGAUCGAGGGAUGGAUUUUAGUUUACGUGAGGAGUCACCGGGCGUAACAAGGUCCGAGCGUUGAAAACGAAGGGAAACCGAGUGUUUACGAGCACAGGAAAAGGCGAUAGCGUGCUGGAACACGAUAGAUUACACAUCGGGAGGCAAGAGACGUCGUGUGUCGACCCCUUGAGCCACCGAGAUCGAGCUACUCGCUUUCUUUCGUUUGUCAGUUUACCAGCCAAGCUAAAUCCAAUCGCCGGUGGGACCAUCAGCCGUGCUUUCGUCGAUCUGCAACGAGAUACACAACCGUGAAGAGGAGAUGAACUUACGGAAGCCGAGGAGAGACUCGGACAUUCUUCUGUCCAAUAUCGCCCACAAAGAGCUGCUCUUCAAGUUCCUCGUAAUCGGUGACUAUGGUGUCGGAAAGACGGCAUUGGUUAGAAGAUACACAGAAGGAAGGUUUACGUCCAAUUAUAAGAUUACCAUAGGCGCCGAUUUCGCAAUAAAGGCAGUCGACUGGGACCGGUUUACUAAAAUUAACUUACAAUUAUGGGAUGUCGCUGGCCACGAAAGGUUCGGAUACAUGACCAGAGUUUAUUACAAAUAUGCAGUAGCUGCGGCCUUGGUGUUCGAUAUUUCGCGGAUAGCCACGUUUCAGUCGAUCAAAAAAUGGUUGAGCGACCUACGGGAAAAAGUCACGUUCCCAGAUGGUUCGGAGAUACCGGUCGUCCUCUUGGCGAACAAAUGUGAUAUUCCUUGCCCGGUGGUACCCAGCGAACAAAUUGCCAAGUUCUGCAAAGAGAACAACAUCGGUGCCUGGUAUGUAACGUCUGCCAAAGAAAAUACGAAUAUCGACGUGGCGAUGCGUUAUCUCGUGGAGAACGUGCUGAAGACCAAAAUCGACGUUGAUAUUCGUGAUUCCGUACGAUUGCGAGAUAAUUCUAAGAUUCGAAAAAGGAGCGAAUGUUGCAAAUUAUAAUCGAGCAAUUAUAAAUAGUUUGCGCGUUGAUCGCACCACGAUGAUGCACGUUCGAGAGACUCGACUUUUCUGUACGAUUUUAAUUUAUCAGCCAUGCGUAUACUUUAAUACGUUUAUAACGAUUAAUCGUAAUCCGUAGGUGCAUGUCAGUGGACGUUGACAUGUUACGGAUACUCGUAAUAAUCUGAAAGUAUCAAAAUGCUGCAACGAAAUUAAACAUAUUUGUUUGAAAAUACACGUACGAUGAAUUUCUAGGGCGACGGAGUUUUUAUCUCGGCUAAUAAUUAACAAGUAAAGAUAAUCCCGAAGAGAUUACCAAUUUUUUACACGUCGGAUAAUAGUCUUAUUUGCAUUCUUUAUAUGUCGGAUAAUAGUCUUAUUUGCAUUUGUUACAUGCCGAAUAAUAGUCUUAUGCACAACGAUGUGAACGUUCGCAGACAUGUAUCGCGGAGAGAAAUUACGAAUAUUUAUUUUAGAAUGCAGAAUAGAUUUUUAAGGCAGUAGGAUCUUUGUUUCCUUUAACGUAACUAUCGAGCGGAUAAUUCUAUGCAGCUCAGCUUUUUAUAUUUCUUCGUAUUUAACGUUACAUCUAUCGUUAUAAGAUAAUAAUUGCGUAUUUUAUCCAAAUUUAAAACAAACAGUUUUAUUUAAGCGUUUCUAUGUACGAGAUCAAGGAGUAAAAACAACGAGGAAUCGUUUAAAUCGAUAGAUUUAUUUAAUUUGUACUUUGAUAACUCUUUAACAUUAUUUGCGUUCGUAAAUCAAUCAGGAGAAAUAUUAUAAAUAAAUAUGAAGCGAACUCGUAACAUCGCGAAUUACGAAUGUCUUUAAAAUUCGCUAUUACAUUCUCAUUGUAUUUUUACAUCGUGGUAACAAGAAUUAACACGUAACAUCUAUGUACAAACGUAUUCACGUGUUACCUUUGGUAAAUAUUCGACACUCGUUCCAGUGUGCUACAAAAUUAAAUAUACUUGGUAUUCGUUGCCAAGUUUUACAAUAUGCAAUUUGUCGGUCGACAAAUAACGUAUCAUUUAUUAUACGAUAUCGGCCACGUUUUGCUUUAAACUAAUCUAAAUAAAUCUAACAACAGCA